AGUAGUAGUAGUAGUAAUUAUUAUUAUUAUUAUUAUUAUUAAUAUAGUAAAAGAAAAAAUAAAGAAGAAAAAAGUAGAAAUUUAUGUAAAUAUUACAUACAUAUAAUUCAUUACUAGAACAAUAAAGAAAUAUAGAAAUCAUGUACAAAGUUAAGAGUUGCGGUUUCUGUUGGGAUUUUUUUUAUGUGGCCUGGAAAUGAAGAAGGAAAUGAAAGUAAAGAACUAUGAAACGAAAAAGAAAAAGAAAAGAAGAACGGCUGUACUUGUGCUUCUGUUUGUAUAAGUGUGUCUGCGUGUGUCUUUGUGUAUGUGUCUUGUAUGUGUUUGUAUAUAUAUAUAUAUAUAUAUAUAUAUGUAUGUGAGUUGAAUUACGUGUGUGUAUUGUAUAUGUAGAGUAAUCAGAUAAACUGAGAAUCAGCAAAGCGUAAGACAUAAUUUUCUUUGAUUAUUAUUAUGUUCGAAUUCGAGAUUAAUUUGCUUUUGACUAAUACCGGCCCAUUCCUUGAGGACCCAUGUCUUGGCGCGCUUGCUGUUGCUGUUGCUGUUGGUGCUGGUGCUGGUGCUGUAGCUCUUGUUGGUGGGGAUGGCUGUGUUGGUGCUGGUUGCUAUGGUGAUGUGAUUGUUGAGGUGUAUUAGAGUUCAUGUGAAUACCAGGAAGACCAGAUACACCCAUGUUUGAGGG
Phycomyces blakesleeanus NRRL 1555(-) is the source of this 682-nucleotide messenger RNA. RefSeq lists its product as hypothetical. The record is from RefSeq and is a predicted model, not a curated record. The transcript has a single exon. Bases 454 to 636 code for a protein of 60 amino acids. Lineage: Eukaryota; Fungi; Mucoromycota; Mucoromycetes; Mucorales; Phycomycetaceae.